Entamoeba invadens IP1 is the source of this 900-nucleotide messenger RNA. RefSeq lists its product as hypothetical. The record is from RefSeq and is a predicted model, not a curated record. NCBI's taxonomy places the organism in Eukaryota, Evosea, Mastigamoebida, Endamoebidae. The transcript has 2 exons. The coding region runs from base 1 to 900 and encodes 299 amino acids.
AUGGGGUUUCUAGAAUUUAUCCAAAGACACACUUUCACACUCUACUUACUUCCUGUUCUUUGCUUUUGUGUGAUGACAGGGGAGUCGUAUGGAUAUGACACAUGCAUUGCAGACAGACUUUUGGACAAAAAAACGUCGAUUUGGAAAUAUGUGAACCCACAAACCCUCUCCGUCGCGACGUGUUUUUUGGUUGUUUUAUUUGCCAGUGUUAGAUACAACAAGCGAAUCACUAUAAUGUGUACUCCAAUCCUCGACUUUUUGAACUCAUUUGUCUUUCAUAGGUACAUGUACUUCAUUUUGUGUAUUAUGAAAAAGCCUAUGAAUGACGCAAAUUGUACUGUUGUAGCAGACAAAUACAACAGCAUCAGUGGACAUUACAUGACCCUCCUUUUCACGUUUGUUGUCCUCAUUCGACUGAUUAAAACAACUUCAAUUCAACCAAACACCAACUUCCAUUCCAUCUCUUUCAAAAACACUUCUGUCGCAGACCAAGGCUCUACUAUUAAAGGUCCAUUCGGCGAAAAGUGCUCAAUAUGGUCUUACAACACAAUGUCGACACAGUUCGUGCUUAGUGUCGGAACACUCUUUUGUUUUGUGUGUAUUUCGUACGUUUGUAUGGUUGACACACUCCGCCUUGGGUAUCAUACUGCACGGCAGGCUCUUUAUGGUAUUGUUUUUGGUAUUGUGGUGAUUUAUAUUUAUUACUUCCUUACUCAAUUGAAGCCGUUCUUCUUCAGUUUCGUGAACUUAAUUCUCUUCACAAUAUGUUAUCUGUGCUUUUCACUAUUUUACAAUAGACAUGUGCACUUCGACUUCUAUGUUGGACUUGCCGUCUUUAAUCUGCUCUUUGGAAUCAUCAGAGAGUCCGCCAAAGCAGAUUUAAACGAAUUUGAUGAGUAA